This is a messenger RNA of Blumeria graminis f. sp. triticale, 111 nucleotides long. The record is from the annotation of a GenBank genome assembly. Lineage: Eukaryota; Fungi; Ascomycota; Leotiomycetes; Helotiales; Erysiphaceae.
AUGAAGUUCAUAAGUUCCGUGAUAUCUGCUUCUAUGCUCGGUCUAUUUGCGACAGUCUUUGCUGGAAAGGUUUAUAAAUGCCCGGGUGGUCAUGAAAUUACUGAAAAAUAG